This is a messenger RNA of Aspergillus ibericus CBS 121593, 510 nucleotides long. RefSeq lists its product as uncharacterized. The coding region runs from base 94 to 357 and encodes 87 amino acids. NCBI's taxonomy places the organism in Eukaryota, Fungi, Ascomycota, Eurotiomycetes, Eurotiales, Aspergillaceae. The transcript has a single exon. The record is from RefSeq and is a predicted model, not a curated record.
GGGGGUGUAUACUUAUAGGUUCGUAGCGUAUAGUAUGUAUGGGAUGUAUGAUGAAAUGUUGGUAGCAGUACUGAGUAGUAAUGGAUAUUAUGGAUGCAGGAACGGUCUAAGGUGAGUACUCAUUCAUCUAUGCCCAGAGGAAAGGUAGACGCUAUUUACAAGAAUCAAAAUCAUAGACAACCAGCAGCACCCGCUGUCUACAAUCCAUACAUCAUCCAUGGAAGAUCAUAUCCGGCACUCUGCUCAGGACCUCUUGUUUUCCACGUAAAAACAGCCAUCAGAGCAGGGUAUCAACACCAUGACAAAUGCUUUCCAAAAACAACCGGCGGAAGAGGUGGUAGGGAGAACGAACGUUAAAUCAUGGGCACAUGCGGAGGGAACAAGGAGUCGGAAAAUAAUGUAAAGGCAGAAAAUUUACACCAGAAGAUGCAGCGAUUUCACGUCCGGAAAUCAAGCUCUCGUGUUGUACACAGAAGUAGCUGCCCGCAAGGUAUGGCACCGCUUUGCAGG